AUGGCGACUUCUCGUUGGAAUUUGGUGGCUAGGCAUUUCUGUUCUUCUGCCGCAAGGGGUGGGAAACUUGUUCAGGCUCCCUUACAAGUAUAUGGUGUUGAAGGUAGAUAUGCAAGUGCUCUCUAUUCAGCAGCUACUAAGCAAUCCAAAUUAGAAACUGUAGAAAAAGAGCUGAGUUCACUACAGUCAGAGCUACAAAAAAAUCAACAAUUGCUAGAGUUUCUUUCAGAUCCUUCACAAAAAAAGUUUCAGAAGAAAGCUGCUGUUGAAAGUUUGAUGAAAAAGAAAAACUUUUCAGAUUUGACUGUCAAUUUAUUUGUUGCCUUGGCUGAGAAUGGACGCAUGAAGAAAACAAUGCAGGUGAUUUCAUCUUUCAAUAAGUUGAUGAGCGCACACAGGGGAGAAGUCUCCUGCACUGUGAAAACAGCCAAGCCUCUGGAUGAAGCAACACUGAAAGAGUUGAAGACAGCUCUACAAGGAUUUUUGAAAAAAGGGGAAUCUCUUCAGCUACAAACUUCUGUUGACCCCACUUUAAUUGGAGGUAUGACCGUAGCUCUUGGAGAUAAAUUUGUGGACAUGUCAAUGAGAACCAAGAUCAAGACCUACACUGACCUAAUCAAGGCUGCUGUAUAA
Messenger RNA from Biomphalaria glabrata, 633 nucleotides. Its product is annotated as ATP synthase subunit O, mitochondrial-like. The record is from RefSeq and is marked provisional. Gene Ontology annotation, biological process: proton motive force-driven mitochondrial ATP synthesis. NCBI's taxonomy places the organism in Eukaryota, Metazoa, Mollusca, Gastropoda, Planorbidae. Gene Ontology annotation, molecular function: proton-transporting ATP synthase activity, rotational mechanism.